CUCUCCUUAAACACACAUCGGAAAUAUACUCUCCUGCAGUAUGAUGAGGCAAAGGAUAGUUCUGAAGAUGGAUAUGAGCGAGAAUGAGAAAACAAUACAGAAAGCCAUGAAAAUCGCGUCAGGAGCAUCUGGUGUGAGAUCUGUCACGAUUCAUGGACAGAACGAUCAGUUGGUUGUUGUGGGAGCUGGAAUUGACACGGCCGAGCUAACACGUACGCUCCGGAAGAAAAUUUCUCAAACCUGCACCAUCGUCACCGUUCAGGCUGCACCGCCUCCACCGCCCCAGGAGCAGCAGCAGCCACCGCAGUUUCAUCUAAUGGAACAUCACAACGAGAUGGCUCCGGCGAGAAGAUGCAUAUGCGAGAUACCGAAUUCGGGUUUCUGCGGGUUUUGUAGAACCCCUUACCAGAUGAUAGCUCUGGCGCCAUAUCCAGCUCCGGUGGUCUACCGUGAAGAAUCUGAUGGAUGCAGAAUCAUGUGAUGCACUGAUGUGAAGCUUUCAACUCUGAGUUGAUAUUUGUUUGAUUUUCUUCUUUUUUUCAUACAAGUUAUGACAUUUUUAAAUUCCUGGUGCUGUAAAUAUUGUGACAUGUGACAAUGGGACUAAAAGUAUUCUUUUUCUUGGAACACCACCAAAAAA
Eruca vesicaria subsp. sativa (arugula) is the source of this 640-nucleotide messenger RNA. NCBI's taxonomy places the organism in Eukaryota, Viridiplantae, Streptophyta, Magnoliopsida, Brassicales, Brassicaceae. The record is from the annotation of a GenBank genome assembly.